GGAAGUGGCUGGCUUCUCCGGGUCCGGCCGCCGAGGGCGCCUCUGAGCAUGGGCAGAGCGCCUCCGGUCCCGUCCCCCCCGCCGGUCGCCCGCCGCUCUUCCCGCCUCUUGUAGGCGCCGCCGAGAGCCCAGAAUGGCCCCCGCCUGGUGGCGCUGCUUCUUCCUCUACGACGCCUCGAAGGUGCGGGGCGAGGGCGACCCCACCCGCGCCGGGAUCUGCUGCUUCCACCCGCGCCAGGCCCCGCGGGACGAGCAGGAGCUGCUGUGCGGGCAGAUCGCGGGGGUGGCCCGCUGCGCCCUGGAGAUCUCGGGCUCCCCGCCGGGCCUCAUCCGGCUGCGGAAGCUGAAGUUCGCGCUGGAGGCCGAGGGCAGCUUCCUGUGGGUCCUGGGCUGCACCGCCGACCUCUCGGACCUCAGCUGCAGGCGGCUCCUGGAGCGGCUGCUCGGCCUCUUCCGCUUCUACAACGGGCCGGCUUCCCGGGCCUACCUGGAGCGCCCCCAGGAGGACCUCGACCGGGAGUGGGAGCUGUACGUGGACCACCUGCAGCAAAGCUCCAGCGACCUCCACCGGGUCUUUGACUCCCUCUGGGCCUGGGACAAAACCAAGGUGGACCCUCUGCUCCUGCUGAAAGCUGCCCUCAUCCUGCAGAGCUGCCAGCGUUCGCGCCACGUGCUGGCCGGCUGCAUCCUCUACGAGGGCCGGGUGGUCAGUACACAGCUGCCACCGGAGCUGACUGCCAGGGUUUUGCUGCAGAAGGGAGCAGAGGAGGGAAGCAGUGGGCCGGAAGAGGGAGCAUCACAGCUCAAAGAAGGCAGUUCCCUGACCUCUUUUGCGCUGACAGCUUUACCGCCCGGGGUCUGCGUCACGCCUGUUUACCUCUUGGAGGCCGAAGCAGCCGCCCUGCGGUACCUGCCGGUCGAGUGGACGACCAGGGGGUCCCAGGAGGACUUGGCCAGCAGCAAAGGGAGCGAGACUCCCGCAGGAGGAGCAGACGGAGCCCCCUUGGUGAGGAUGGCCUUGUACGUUCACCACAUCCGGGGCUUGGUGCUGGCCCUCCUGGCUGAAGAGCCCUUGGUGAGCUCCACAGACUUCAUGGAGGAUGUGUACCACAGCAGCCUGGCUUCCCUGAACGGCCUGGAGGUGCACCUGGCAGAGACCCUUCCCAAGGGCCCCCUCCCCUCCUCCAGGAGCACCUACAACUUUGCUCACUACGACGCCGUCCAGAACAUCCUCACCACCAACGUCCUGCAGACCACGAGCCCCGAGGACCAGCUCUUCCUGCAAGGCACCGGCCUCAUCCACGCCACCUUUGAGCAGCUGCCCACUGCCUCCGAACUGACGCUCAGGAAUUCCAGCACGGCUGUCUACGGCUGCCGGAACGCCGUCCAGGAGAGCUACUUCCAGCAGAGGGGUUUGCCGCCCUACAACUCGGGGGUGCCCAACCCCCGGGAUAGCAUUGUCGGCCUGCCUGGCAAGGCCAGGCAGAAGCUCCUCAAGCACGGGGUGAACCUGCUCUGAGGUGGACUCACCACACCUGCCCAGGACUGCCUGGCGCAGAGGCCUUGGAAGCUGCCGACCGGGCUUGGCCCACGGACUCCUUGCCAUGCCUUCCCACGGGUGGCCCUGCCUGAAGGAGCCUCUUGGCCAAAGAGAGCGGGGAGUUCAGGUCCUGCCCACCGUGGGUGGCUCCCGUCUUUGGGUUUCUUUCUCCUCCACCCUCCCCAGUGCCUACAAGUGCAGCCCCCGCCCCCCUUGCAGGCCUGGGGAAAGAGGGGGGGGCUCUUGCCCUGGCAGAGCCUUUGGAAAGAGACUUGGCCCCAGGAGGGGGAGUGGCAGCAGUUGGGGGCCUCCCCCUCUGGGAGGCACUUUCUGAAUGGCAGAGGGUGGCACUUCCUCUGCCUUGCCCCCACCCUCCUUGCUGCUGGCACUCCCCCAGGCUUUCCUGUUUUGGGGGCGGGGGGGGGCAGUAUUUGCUAAGGAGUUCCUGCCCUGGGAUGGGCUGAGGCCCGUUGCCCCCCCUGCUCCUCCGGAGCCUCUGGAAAUCUCUCUUCUGCAGGAAAGCAGGGGCCUGGGGGCUUAAAUAGGGGCCUGGGGGAGAAUAAAGCUGCCGACUAAAGCUGC
Messenger RNA from Thamnophis elegans (Western terrestrial garter snake), 2122 nucleotides. RefSeq names its product HPS4 biogenesis of lysosomal organelles complex 3 subunit 2 (gene HPS4). Lineage: Eukaryota; Metazoa; Chordata; Lepidosauria; Squamata; Natricidae. The record is from RefSeq and is a predicted model, not a curated record. The transcript has 13 exons. Gene Ontology annotation, biological process: vesicle-mediated transport. Bases 134 to 1519 code for a protein of 461 amino acids.